This is a messenger RNA of Verticillium alfalfae VaMs.102, 1764 nucleotides long. RefSeq names its product cation efflux family protein. The transcript has 2 exons. Gene Ontology annotation, cellular component: membrane. Gene Ontology annotation, biological process: transmembrane transport; monoatomic cation transport. Gene Ontology annotation, molecular function: monoatomic cation transmembrane transporter activity. The record is from RefSeq and is a predicted model, not a curated record. Bases 1 to 1764 code for a protein of 587 amino acids. Lineage: Eukaryota; Fungi; Ascomycota; Sordariomycetes; Glomerellales; Plectosphaerellaceae.
AUGGGGUCCUCGCGAGCUUCAUCCACCACACGCGCCGUCCACGCCGAGACAGACUCAUACCCGUACCCCCUCCACACUCGUGGCAACGGCACCUUGGCCACGCUCAUUCGCAACCGCUCCACUGCCAGCAUCCGCGACGGUCAUCCUCAGUCGCCUCGACUACACAGAGGCUUCCACCUGCCGAGCGAUGACGAAGACGACGAGUCGGACGCUUCCCGGCUGCUGCCUCACAGGAACUCGGACGAUGGCGGCCGACCGCGUCGCCCGACGGCCGAGGAGCGCCGCCUGAGCCAGAUGAUAUUCAGCCCUCAGAUGAGGAGCAUGCGUCUCAUCGGCAACAGCAAUCCCCGUUAUCAAUGGGAUCGUUACUGGAAGACCCAGGAGCAGCUCAGGGCCAUGACCAAGCCUUUGCGCGAAUAUUAUGAGCGCAACAACGACCUCAUCCGCAUGUACCUCUACAUCGACCAGCUCCUCGACUCCUCCGUGCCUCAUGAUCUUCUCAACGAGUACUCCGAGUCCCUUGAUGCAUCCGCCUUUCGUCCUGUCGACGUCCCGGGCACCAUUUCCGAGGAGUCGCCCACGCCUCUCUCAUCUUCUCUUUCUGCAGCUGGCCAGCUCGGAGCCGACCCCUCGGGGACACCCACGCAGCUCGGCAGUAGUGCCGACGUGAGCACGAGCGCCGACCUCUCUUCCGCCGACAGCGCCACCAAUAUCAACGGCAAGAAGCUGCCGCGCCGCAACCCCAAGGACAUCUUCAAGCCCACCGAGUCGACACCGCUCCUCGGCGGUAUCAACGAUCGCGACGAGGCCCUCUACGACGAGGAGGAGGCCCGUCCCUUUGCCGCCGACAGUGAUGACUACCCCAAGCCCGAGAUUCCCUGGCUCGAGGACUCCGACCUCGACAGCAGCGACCCCAUCGUAACCUUGGCCAUCUGGGUUAACUUCCUUGCCAAUGCCAUUCUUCUGCUUGGCAAAGUCGUUGUUGUCCUCUCCGUUCCCUCAGUCUCCGUCCUCGCCUCUCUUGUGGAUGCCAUCCUCGACUUCCUCAGCACCGCCAUUGUCUGGACUACCACUCGCCUUAUCGCCGCCAGCCAGAAUGAUCAGCACCGAUACCCUGUCGGCCGCCGUCGUCUCGAGCCCAUCGGCGUCCUCGUCUUCUCCAUCGUCAUGGUCGUCUCCUUUACCCAGGUCGCUCUCGCCGCUAUCCAGAAGCUUGCCUCCCCCGACCGCACUAUCAUCGAGCUCGGCAUUCCCGCCAUCGCCAUCAUGGUGGGCACAGUCGUCAUCAAGGGCGCCUGCUGGCUCUGGUGUCGCAUGGUCAAGAACUCUUCCGUCCGUGCCCUGGCCGACGAUGCCAUGACCGACGUUAUUUUCAAUACUGGCUCCAUCUUCUUUCCCAUUGUUGGCUUCUACGCCAAGAUUUGGUGGUUCGACGCACUCGGCGGUCUGCUUCUGUCCCUUGUCGUCAUCCUCAACUGGAGUCAGACCUCCAUGCACCACGUCCGCAACCUGACGGGUUUCUCUGCCACGUCCGACGAGCGGAACUUGCCGGUCAAGCAGAUCCAGAACCUCCGUGCCUACCACGCCGGUGACAAGCUGUUCGUCGAGGUCGACAUUGUUCUCUCCGCCAACAUGCCCCUCAAAGACAGCCACGACCUCAGCGAGGUCAUCACAUACUUCCUCGAGUCGGUGCCCAUCGUUGACCGUGCUUUCGUGCACGUCGACUACGCCACGUACAACCUCCAGACACACAUCAACAAAUAG